Messenger RNA from Esox lucius (northern pike), 7434 nucleotides. It is a transcript of the gene bicra, whose product is annotated as BRD4 interacting chromatin remodeling complex associated protein. Gene Ontology annotation, cellular component: SWI/SNF complex. Bases 33 to 6065 code for a protein of 2010 amino acids. Gene Ontology annotation, biological process: positive regulation of DNA-templated transcription. The transcript has 16 exons. Lineage: Eukaryota; Metazoa; Chordata; Actinopteri; Esociformes; Esocidae. The record is from RefSeq and is a predicted model, not a curated record.
UCCCCCGUUUCCUGCCUGUAGCUGGGUCCUGUAUGGAAGCCCGUGCGAGGCUGUACUGGAGACCCCGCGCUGCCUGCACCUCUAUCGUCUCGGUUGACAUGGAUGAUGAAGACGGCAGGUGCCUGCUAGAUGUAAUUUGUGACCCGGAAGCACUCAACGACUUCCUCCAUGGAUCAGAGAGCCAUCUGGACACUGACGACCUAUUGGAUGGCUCAAGCGACCCCUCCAGCUCAUUCUUCUCUUCCGCUGGGGGCCAUGUUCCAGAGGUUCCGACCCCAGUCCAGCUGCCGUCCAAUGAGCAGCCAGGACUUCCUAGGGUCAGUGUGGACCUUGACUUCCUUGAAGAUGACGACAUACUGGGCGUAUCGCCGGGUGAUGGCGGCAGCAACGGGAUUGGAGGCAACACCAUGGAGCCUUGUGACAUCCUGCAACAGAGCUUGGCAGAGGCCAACAUCACAGAGCAAAGUCUACAGGAGGCCGAAGAGGAGCUGGACCUGGGCUCCUUCGGCCUCACCAUGCCUGGCCUGACCCAGGUGGUCCAGACUCUUCCCUGUACAGACGGCCUGAGCGGGCCCGGGGGGACCACUGUGGGGGUGCCUAUUUUCCCCGGAGCCCCGGGCUCCACGGCCACGCCUCCGCAGACCACGGCUGACAUGCUGGGCUCAGUGCUGGCCCAACAGGGCCUCCAGCUGGGGCCUCAGGUGAUGAACAAGGGCCAGACCAUCAGCAUGCAGCCCUUCAUGUCCGCACUGGGAAACGUCACCCUCCAGCCUCUGUCCUCCCUCCAGGGGCUCCCCAACGGCGGGCAGUCGGGACAUGUGGGACUGGGACAGAUACAGGUGGUGGGCCAGCCCACUGUGAUGACUAUUAACCAAUCAGGACAGCCCAUCCUGGCCAAAGCCAUGGGGGGCUACCAGCUCCACCAGCCCGGCCCGGAAGCCCAGGGGGCUGGGGGACAGGGCGGCCUGGGGGGAGGACUUCUGAUCCAGGGGGGUAAAGCCACCCUGGGGUCUCCGGCUGUGAAUGGCCCGGCGGUGUGCGUCGGCGGAGGCGGUAACAGCAGCACCGUGACCGCCGCUGGAGGGCUGCUGGGUUUCAGCGGCGCAGGGCUGGGUCAGCCGGGCCAGGUCACACCGCAGAGCCAGGUCAUGCAGAAUGUCAUCAUCCAGCGGACCCCCACACCCAUCCAGCCCAAACCCCCACAAGGAGGCGCCUCCAACUCCAAGAUGUUCAAGCAGCAGCAGCAGGCGGCUCCCCAGUCGCUGCAGAGCGACGCCAAGGCCCUUGGGGUGCAGCAGGUUCCCGUCUCCUCGUCCCAGAACGUCGCCUUCCUGACUGGCAAGCCGGGCUCCAACGUGGUGCUGACCUCCCAGGCGGGGGGGCCCCAGGCUACGCAGCAGUUCCAGCAGGCUCUGUUCAAGCAGCAGGCGACUCACCAGUCCUCCGGGAAGCCGCUCAGCGUGCACCUCCUCAACCAGCCUGGGAGCAUCAUGCUGGGGAGCCAGAACCACCAGUUCGUCCUGCCCCAGCAGCUGGCGGGGGGUCAGAUCCUUACGCCGCAUCCUGGGGGCCACAUCAUCACGUCCCAGGGGCCAGGGGGCCAGCUGAUCGCCAACCAGAUCCUGUCCCAGCACCAGAACAUCAACCUGGGCCAGGUUCUGACGUCACCGGGCCACCCGCUGCUCCGUGGACACAUUCAGCUGCAGCCGGGCCAGAUGGGCGUGGCGCCACAGCUCUUCCAGAUGUCCGUGUCGCAGAGCCCCGGUCAGAGCCACGCGGCGGCGGGGCCCCAGGCCCACGCCGUGAUCCAGGGCAUGCCCCUGCUGAGCCAGGUGGAGGGCCUGAGUCCCGCCGUCAGCCUGCAGCCAGCCCUGCAGCCUCAGCCGGGAGGCGUUCCCAGCAGCGGGGUGGGCGGGGCCGCCGCGCUGGCGCAGGGCCAGCCGGGGGAGAGUGUGACCGUGCUGGGGAGCUCGGCGGACCUGGCGGCCCACCCGGGGCAGGCCUCCUCCUUGCUCCCCCUGCAGCCCGGGCCCUCGGCCUCUGUGGCCGUCUGUGUCCCGUCAUCCUCCUCUCCGUCCUUGUCGCUGUCCACCAUGUCGGGGGUGGGGCUGGCCCCCCACCUCGGUCAGCCUCAGGCCCCGCAGCACAGCCCAGGGGGCCGGGUGCUGUUCACGGGGCCCCAGGGCUCCAGUAUGAUCCUCAGCCAGGAACAACUCCACAUGUUCCUCCAGCAGGACCAGCGACAAACAGAGAAUGACCUCACUCCCUCUAUCUCAUUGGGUGUGCCAGCAUAUGACUCCGCCCCUUCUGUCUCUGUGGGCGUGCCAGCGUAUGACCCUGCCCCUUCAGUCUCUGUUGGCGUGCCAGCAUCCGUUAUCGUCAGCAGCUCUGGCCACGCCCCCUCGGGCCACGAAAGUCAAUUAGCUGAGGCAACAGUGGUAAACCAGAUGCCCCAGGCGGCCGGGCAACAGCUGAAACUUCAGAGUCUGUCCCCCUCCCAGCCCCUGGCCACCCACACAGCCCCACCACUUUCGGACAGCCCCCAACCUUCCCCUUCCCCACUCCCCCUGCAGUCCCCCCAUCACCUCCCCCAGUCCCGGCCUCCCUCACAGCCCCAGCCACAGACCCCUGCCCGCUCCUGCACCCCCUCAUCUCUUCCCCCAAUGUUCAUAAUCCACAACCAGAUCCCAGGCUCCCCACAGCCUGUCCCACAACAACAACAGUUACAGCAGCAGCAACAACAGCAGCAGCAGCAACAACAACAUCAACAACAGCAGCAGCAGCAACAGCAACUACAACAACAACAACAACAGCAGCAGCAACUACAGCAGCAGCAACUACAGCAGCAGCAACUACAACAGCAGCAACAGCUGCUACAACAACAACAGCUACAACAACAUAUCCAGAUGCAGCCGCGUCCCCCCUCUCAGCCUGCUCCCUACCAACAGGAAGCCCCCCCUCCCUCCUGCUCCCCCAACCCUCCUCAAACCCUACAGGCCCCUCUGUCGGGGUUCCAGUUUUCCACCCCCCAGGUGGGGUCUCCCGGGGUCGGCGUAGCCAAGCCCCAGACCGCCCUGCAGUUUCCUGGCUUGACAGCGGAGCAGCAGCACCACCUUCAGCUUGUCGCGGCUCAACUGCAGACUCUGUCGUCCAUCGCUCAGCCCUCCCCGCAACAGAAACAGCUGCUGGAGAAGCUACACCAGAUCCAGCAGAACAUUCUGCUUCAGGCCAAACAGCAGCAGCAGCAGCAGCAGCCCAGCCAACCACAGCCCCAACAACAGGCCCAGUUCAGCUCACAACAACAUCCAGAUGGGCCUGCUCCUCAGAUCCCUGGGCAGCUACAGCCGACGUCUGUGCUGGUCAAGACUCCUGCCCCAGAGCUUCACUCUCUGUCCCUCGCUCCAGCAUCCAGUGAGGGGCCGGUGUUCUCAGGAGUGCAGGCAUCAGCGGGAGGUCCAGGGAACCAGGUGUGUGGAGUGACAGCUACCCUUAACCAAUCAGGGCCACUGCCUGGCCAACAGCUACAUCAUUCUGUUCAGCCAAAGUCGGGAGGACUAAUCAACCAGAUGGGGAUGUUGGGGACGAUGAAUCUGGGGAAGAUCCAGGUGAUGAGCUCAGGUUUGGGUCAGUUAACCUUUGCUCAGCCCUUAGGACCUGGCCCCAGCCUGGCCUCACUACAAAAACCGACUUCUACAUUGAAGAUGCCUUUCAUCAUGGCCGAGCCCAGCAAGGAGGCCAGGAUGCUGGAGCAGUUGAGGAAGCAGCAGGGCUCGGUUCUCCAGCCAGACUUCAGCUCUCCCUUCCAAUGCUUUGACGACACCCUGAACCGGCUGCUGCCGUACCACCUUUACCAGGGAACGGCCACCGCGGCUCAGGACUACUGCAGAGUGGACGAAGAGUUUGAGAGUGUCUCCGGUCAGCUACUGAGGAGAACUCAGGCCAUGCUGGACAAAUACAGACACCUGCUGUUUGAAGAGUCAAAGCGUCUGGGCCCGUCAGCGGAGAUGGUAAUGAUGGACAGGAUGUUUAUUCAGGAAGAGAAGAUCUCUCUGGGACAGGACCGUGUCUUGGCACGGGACAGACCUGAGGAGUAUGUCGCCAACUCGAGGUUGCUGGAGAGAGAGCGUGGAGUGGUCAGCGCCCCUCAGCCCCAGCCUCAGUGCCAGUCCCGGGGAUUUGUGUCAGCUGAGCCCAGCCCUGUGAGGAGCAGUGUGGCUACGGCCGGGCCCGCUGUAGCCCCUGCGGCCCCUGCUCCAGAUGUAGCUCCAGCCCCGGCCCCUGCUCCAACCCCCAUUGCAGCCGUGACACCGGCCCGCUUGCCCUCCACCAAGCUGGUGAUAAAGCAGGAGGGGGCGGGCGCGUCUGUCUCCUGGUCCAGUUCUCCCGCUCCUGUGGCCGGGUCAGGAGCCAGACAGACAACUGACUCCCAGGGCCACAGUUCCUCCUUCAGCCAUGCUCCUCCACCUUCCUCUUCUCACUCCUCCUACCGGCCCUCUUUCUCCUCUUCCUCUCGUCCGGCUGACGAUGAUGAUGCUCUCCCCCAGAGGACCAGUAAACCUCCCAUGAAGACCUAUGCCGCCCGCCCACGGAUCGGCUUAAAGCUUAAGAUUAAGCAGGAGGCGGGGUUUAGUAAGGUGGUACACAACACUGCCCUUGACCCAGUCCACACAACUUCCACGCCUCAGCCCAUACCCCAGCCCCAGUCGCACCCUCCCAGCCAGCCCCAGUCACACCCUCCCAGCCAGACCCACCCAGCCCCAGCACACCCAAAAGCCAGGGCUGCAGCUGCACUAGCCCCGCCUCCUUCUAUUAGUACUGUCAUUAGGACUCCUAGCUGCAAUGCUGCCUCUUUGGGAACUGCCUCCAUAGGAACCACACAAGCCACACCCACUCACCAAAGAGUCACAGCCCCUCCCCCUAGCACAGCCCCUCCCCCUAGCACAGCUCCUUCCCUCAGCACAGCUCCGACCCCUAGCACUGCCCCGCCAUCCUCCUCCUCACAUUCUUGGUCUUCGUCAGCGUUGCCGCCAUCAUCGGGGUCUUCUGCGGCUCAGGUGAAUGGAACAUUAGAACACCACGAUGUGGGAAGAGUCAAACAGAACACUGCCUCUGCAGCUGCGCCCCCUCAGACCACCUGUCGCCUCCCCCUGCGGAAGACAUACCGGGAGAACAUCAGCCCCCGUGUCCGGCCAGGAGUACCGGGGGGAGGAGGAGACAGUGUCCCCUACCCCCGUCCCUCACCCUCACCCCCCAAAUCUCCAGUCCAGCCCCCCUCCUCCUCUCCCCCAUUGGAGCGGACAGUGAUAGCCAGCGUGAAGCUGGAAAAGAGAGGAGGCAGUUCCCGGGAGGGGGGCUCCCACCCUCACACAGAGCCCGGGCGAGAGGCCUUGAGACUGGGGAACACGACAACCACCUCCUCCCCUAGGCUGGUGCAGGGUCUGGAGCACAUGGAGGAGGUACUGUACCGCGGCAUCAAAAACACAAAGAGCCAUUCGAGAGACAAAGAGGAGGAGAGAGGGAGAGAGGGGGAUGAGGAGGAGAGGGCGAGGGAGGGCGGGCUUGGGGACAGGGGGUCAGACAUGGGGAGAUAUAAGAGGUUAAGCAGUAAAAACCGGCAGAGGUCAGGUGGGGGGAGUGGGACGUUCAGAAUGGACCAGCAUGCUCCUGGGCCCCCGUCCUCGCCGCCCGACACUUCUUGUCACAGAGACUCGUCGCUUCCUGCCAAGCGCUGUAAGUCGGACUCUCCCGACAUGGACAUGGACAACGCUAGCUUCUCCUCCGGCUCGCCGCCGCACGACGAGUCCCUUAACGAGCACCUGCAGUGUGCCAUCGACUCAAUCCUCAACUUGCAGGGUCAGGGGCCCGCGCCGCGCGGGGCCAAGGGGGGCCCCGCCAGGCCCCGCCACCAUCACAGCCAGCGCCCGGCAGUCCCUCAGCCACCCACGCACACACACAGACCCUCAGUCUCCUCGUCUUCCUCCUCCUCUUCCUCUCUGGCCCAGCGACCUCAGGUUGGAGGCAGGGGACACAAUGGCAGCCUGGUGCCACAGACUCACAGCAGAUAACAGACGCCCAGGAGACGGUAGAGACUGGGGGGGCGGGGCCUGCGUCACUAUGCCCCGACCGGCCGGGCUUGUUUGUCCAUCGUUUUAGUUGUUGUCUGUGACAUGACCCCACGCUCGUAGUCUCAAAGCGGUGGGAGGGAUGGAUUGAUGUGACGUUUUCUGUAAAACAGGGAUGCUUUCCCUUUCUCUGCCAUUUCAGCCAUGCUCAGUCGAAUUAUUGGUUUCAACAAGGGUUUUUUCCUUUUUUCAUUUACAUUGUGUGUUCCAUUACAUUCCGUAGUUGUUUUAUCCACUGUCUGUCAGUCUCCUGGUCUUGGUCGUAUUCAGAAGCCAUGAAACGGGGGGGAAAACGUUCCCAAAGUGGGCAAACUUGAGCAGUAAGAACACUGUUUGUACUGUGUCCUGCUGUAUGCAAGCAAGUACUUCCCAACACUCUCCUUGCUAGGUUAACAGCACACACACACACACACACACCGUGAGGGAGUGGUCUGGUAAUCUCAACAUCAUGACCCCAAUGUAGAGCCAUCUGUCUCUUUCCACAUAGCACAGACACAGUUUGUGAUUCAGCUGUUUAGCUCUUAGCUAGAUACAUAGGUUAUGUGUCAUUCACAGACUGUUUUACAGUUAUUAGUAUCCAACUGGGCUGACUGACUGGGUAUAAUAGUGAGGUGGUUGUUCGACUGUUGUGGCUGCUGCUCGGUCUCUUUCGAGGGAACUGGCCGUUACUGUAAUAAAGAGGUCUCAGUGCAAUCAUGUAAUUAUCGUGAAAUAACCUUUUCAUGUCACAACACGUCUCCUUGGUUACCAAUGUGUCUGCUGGUCCUGAAAACAAGUUGUUUACCAGUUAUUGACAGACGCGUGGCUGACUGGUUCACUGGCUGACAAAGGCACGUUGCUGACUGGUUCACUGGCUGACAAAGGCACGUUGCCGACUGGUUCACUGGGUAUUGAUGGAUUUCAGUCAGCAAAACAGGCAGUGUUCAGGUGUAAUUGUUGAACUUUUUGUUUUUCCUUUAUCAAAUCUCCUCUUUUCCUUCGCUCCCUGUCACUCUCCAUCCUUCCUUCGCCCUGCUCUCCAAAGCCCAGUAGACAGCUCCGACGCAGCCAGGGCAACAGCAGCGUGGUCGAACGGACAAUAAUAAUGUACAAAGAACCUUAAGAGAAUUUGAAGUAUAGUAUUACAGAUUAAUUUUGUAUUGUAUUUAUUGUGUAUAAUGACACUUUUUAAAAGAAAUGUACAUUUAGUAAAACUGUAAAUUAAACCUUGCUUCUUAUGAAAAUGUUGAUCCUUAUAGUCUUUUUAUCACAUUAACUUGUGGAUGUUGAUGUAAAGGGACAGGGUUUUUCCAUUAAAGCCCCAAUGCAUUCA